CUAUAUGAAUUUGCAAGAAAAGGAAUUUACCCAUUAAAUUUUGGUUUGGCUAUUAGAAUCAUAAAAUCCAGUGAAGCAUUAUUAUCUAAUGUUUUCAAUAAUGAUCCAAAAACUUUGUAUUGUCAAAUGGAUUUUGUAUCCGUUCUUGAUACUCCUGGAUGGGAAGAAUAUGCACAACUAAUUGCGCAUAGAUAUUUUGAUAAGUACAAAGCAAAACCCCAUUGGGGAAAAGAAUGGGAGUUUAUUCCAAAUGUUAAAUCUUAUCUUUCUGAUGUUUUAUCAGUUCAAAUUAAACAAUUCGAGAAAGUACGCGCAAAGUACGACCCUGAUAAGAUUUUCUUUGAUAAUAAGUCUUUGCAAGAUAUAUUUAGUUAUGCUUUAUCUUCAUAA
Messenger RNA from Racocetra persica, 390 nucleotides. The record is from the annotation of a GenBank genome assembly. NCBI's taxonomy places the organism in Eukaryota, Fungi, Glomeromycota, Glomeromycetes, Diversisporales, Gigasporaceae.